GGGGGUCUGUAUGACAGCAGUCGCUCAGGCUGUACACUGCGGUCACGUGUUGCCAGCCGUGUGCGUGUGUGGUGGCGUUGUCCUCUUCGCAGUCGCCAUCCUAUGGCAGCAGUACUUGGAGUCGUCGCCUGGUAGCCGAGCGGGCGGUUCGGGCUGCCUGAUCUCCCGUCCUUGCUCUCUGAGAGCCUUCUGAUUUCUUCUUACCGUUGUUGGUUUCUUCCCUGAGUUAGAGGGAAGGAUCAGUGAGUAUGGUGGAGAACUCUCCAGCCCCGCUGCCUGAAAGGGCAAUAUACGGAUUUGCUCUAUUUUUAGGAUCUUGGUUUGGCUUUAUGCUGUAUCUUAUCUGGGCAUAUGUUCCUGAGACUUGGCUCUUCUCAUUGGGACUAACAUACUGGCCUCAAAAGUACUGGGCAGUUGCUUUGCCAGCAUAUUUAUUAGUUGUUGUGGGAAUUGGUUAUGUAUUACUUUUUGGCAUUAACAUGAUGAGUACAGCUCCACUUAACUCCACGCACACUAUUACAGAUAACUAUGCUAAGAAGCAACAACAGAAGAAAUUUCAAGAAGAAGCAAUUCCAGCAUUGAGGGAUAUUCCCAUCAGUGAAGUAAACAGAAUGUUUUUCCUACCUGAAAAAGGAAUUUUCAAUAACAGAUAGUAGUUACUAAGACCUGUCUGAAUAUAGGAUUAUGAGGAACGUUACAUAACAUCUCGUUGCUGAAAGACACCUUCUUCUCAUGGUAUAAUACAGCAUUUUUUGUGUGUGUUUCUAACAAAAUUUAUGUACAUUUCACUGAUGUGGCUUGGUAACCUGCAUUAAUAUGAGAAUUAUGGCACAUUAAUUAAUUUAACCAUUUUGUUGAUUUUAAAAUUACUUUAUAAUAAUUGUAGGUUACUGCUUAAAAUUUCCCACUCAGUGUAAAAUAAAUGUUUGGACCUGGCUUAGUUCUGUUUUUCAUUGAGUUCAAGGAAAGCAAAUGUGUUUUGUUUGUCAAAUGCUUGAGGCUUUUUUUUUUAAUGUAAGUUAAAGUGUUUACAUUGUAAAUGUACAGUUUUAAUUUGUAAAUAUUAAUAAACUGUAAAUGUUG
Molecule: messenger RNA, 1083 nt
Organism: Lagopus leucura (white-tailed ptarmigan)
Lineage: Eukaryota; Metazoa; Chordata; Aves; Galliformes; Phasianidae
Gene: PIGP
Product: phosphatidylinositol glycan anchor biosynthesis class P
Exons: 4
Coding region: 249-653 (134 amino acids)
Biological process (GO): GPI anchor biosynthetic process
Molecular function (GO): phosphatidylinositol N-acetylglucosaminyltransferase activity
Source: RefSeq, a predicted model, not a curated record